Sinocyclocheilus rhinocerous is the source of this 1974-nucleotide messenger RNA. RefSeq names its product post-GPI attachment to proteins 2 (gene pgap2). The transcript has 6 exons. Lineage: Eukaryota; Metazoa; Chordata; Actinopteri; Cypriniformes; Cyprinidae. Gene Ontology annotation, cellular component: endoplasmic reticulum membrane; Golgi membrane. Gene Ontology annotation, biological process: GPI anchor biosynthetic process. Bases 341 to 1228 code for a protein of 295 amino acids. The record is from RefSeq and is a predicted model, not a curated record.
AACUGUAGUCACACAUCCAGAAUAUCAGUCGGAGAAUCUAGACUUUUAUCAACGCUUUGAUCGAGUGGAGUUGUUAAUGACUUAAUUAUCUGUUCUGGCUUGGAUAUCGCUUCAUUUAGAGAUCGCCUGCUGUUAAACCUCACGACGGUAAGCGAUCAGUCGCUAAGCAUGUAACUCAAGUCCUAAUCCACAGCCACGUUAAUACCGAAACUUCAGCUCGGGCUAAUUAUCAGACAUGUAGUUUAGAGACGCUGUCAUUACAUCAGUGCACUUGCAAUGGCCUGUCUGUCGUCGGUCUGUAGCUGUUGACACAUCUGGAGCUGUAAUUGGUUGAGGGAAGAUGCAACAGGUCCCGUACGGAUCUGUGGAUCGAGACAAGCCUCUCAUCCGUUUGCCUUUCACCCGGUUAGCGGUGAUCACAGUGUGUCUGCCUCUGCUCGGCCUCAUCGCCUGCAUCGUGCUGGCUCUCCUCUACCACUACAAUGAUGCGACCUACACACACUGCCAGGUUCCUAACUACCUCCCAUCCAUCAGCGCGGCCAUCAGUCUGACACCAGAGCGCUACAUCUGGCGCUUCAGCAUCGGCCUGCAUUCUGCCCCGCGCUUCCUGGUGGCAGCAGCAUAUUUGAGCUUUUACCGCGGACGCUUUUCCAAGAGGCUGAUGGAGCAGCUUUUGAGUGGCCUCACAUUCCUCUUAGCUUUAAGUGAAAAUGUAGGGCUGCUUCUGCUCACCUACGUCUCCUCCAAUGAGACCUACAGUGUCCAUAAGAGCGGCUUCGUCUUGUUUAUUGGCAGCUCCCUGGUCCACAUGUUGUGCACCUGCAAGCUGUGGUCCUUGAUUGCGAAGUAUUCCCUCAGUGCAGAGGAGAUGAUGUCAUACCGCCAGAAGUUCCGCCUCUUCCUCUUCAACGGUUUCUUCUGUCUGUUGGCUGCCUACUUCUACAAGCGGCACAACACUUACUGUGAAACAGGAAUUUACACGUUGUUUGCUUUGUGUGAGUAUCUGGUGGUGCUGUCCAACAUGGCCUUCCACAUGACUGCCUACUGGGACUUUGGAGGUUCUGAAGCCCCACCCUGGAGUGCUGAGGAAGAAACGAAUGAAGAGUUGAAUGUGGCGCAGUGCAUGCUGGGACCUCUGUUUCCUGAAGGGACUGCCAGACAGUUUCCCCACCACAAGGAAGUAAAGCCGACAAGCUGCCAGGCAACAACACCCUCAUCACACAUAUAAGAUCAGGUAUGUCUAAGGGGCCGGUUCACACACUGCUUUUGAACAGAGUGUGGCAGUGGGGUUCCGGAAGUAAAAAUCCCAUUCAUUUUCUGCAUAAGGGAAUUGAUUUUGAAUUAUAACUUCUAAACCUUUAAAGACAAACCUACUGUGAGCUAUGAGGUUGUUAAUCAAUGGGGUAUGCUUCAGUUAAAACCAUCAGCCCAUAUUAUUUUAACUUAUUUUCAAAUAAUCAUGUUCAAAGGUAGAAUUCCUGGUGAAAAACUACAUCACCCAUGAUUCUGCAGCGAAAUCCACCAAUGAGAGAAUUACAACAAGCAAAUCACACUAAAAGAGCUCUCAGUUGACUGCCCACUCCCAUAAAGCACUGCAAAUGACAUGACUCUCAAACUAUUUCAAUAUUUGUACAUAUAUGCAUAUUUUGCAAUAAACAUAAAAUGUUGUUUCUACGUAUAUACACAAUCAGCAUAUUUAAAUUUUAAUUAAAUAUGAAAAUUUUGAAUUCAAUUUUCAUUCACAAUGCUUCAUGGGAUUGUAGUUCUUCACCCCAUUAAAGUGAAUAUGUACAUAUUCUUGCACCUUUUUUGUUUUUCAAAUUUUCAAAUACUUUUUUUGCUUCAAAUCAAAAUUUGUACUGUUGCGAUUCACCUCAUAGCUAGUUGCUUUGCAUGGCUUAAAACUCUUAAAUUAAGACUUUUUUUAUCCUUGUGAGGGGGAAAAAAUCAAUGCAAAAAAAAAAAAAAACCUUU